CUCCGCCUCCGCCUCCUCCAACUCCGACAGCCACCGCCUAGACGCUCCCCUCUCUCCCUAUCCGGCAGACCGCGCACCGUCGGCGGACUCAUGGGUCGCACAGUCAAGAAGAAGUCCAAGUCCAAGAAGACCAAGGCGUCCAAGAAAACUGAGGCUUCAUCUUCUGCUAGCCCUGCGGCGGCUUCUGGUCCAGCAAAGGUAUGGCAACCAGGCGUAGAUGAACUAGAGGAGGGGGAGGAGCUCCAGUUUGAUCCCGAGGCUUACAACUAUCUCCGAGGUUUUAGUACUGGCUGGCCAUGCUUGAGCUUUGAUGUUGUGCGCGACCAACUUGGGCUUGUCCGAUCAGAGUUCCCACACACAUUAUAUGGCGUUGCCGGAACUCAGGCUGAAAAGGCUGCAUGGAAUUAUGUUGCCGUUUUCAAGCUUUCCAACAUCCAGGGGAAGAAGCGGGAACCCAUACCAUCUUCAAAACUUGAUGCUGACAGUGAUAUGGAUAGUGACAACAGCAGUGAUGAUGAUGAAGAAGAAGAGGAAAUCAAUGAAGAUAUAAAGCCCAUCCUACAGCUUAAAAAGGUGGCCCAUGCAGGUGUAAACCGAAUACGCUCAAUGACUCAACAACCACACAUAUGUGCUACAUGGGGAGACACAGGUCAUGUUCAGGUGUGGGACUUCAAACCCUUCCUUAAUUCACUAGCAGAUUCAGGACCUGUUGCACACAAAGAAGAGGACAUAAUCCAUAAUCAUGUACCUUUGAAAGUAUUUAGUGGCCAUAAAGAUGAAGGCUACGCGAUUGAUUGGAGUCCACAUGUUAUUGGGAGACUUGUUUCUGGUGAUUGUAACAAGUCCAUUCACCUCUGGGAGCCAUCUUCGAACACUUGGGAAGUAGAUACACAACCUUUUGUUGGACACUCAGCCAGCGUUGAGGAUCUGCAGUGGAGUCCCACAGAAGCCAACAUUUUUGCCUCUUGUUCAGUAGAUGGAAAAAUAUGUAUUUGGGAUAUCAGGACAGGGAAGCAGCCUGCUAUUUCUGUGAAGGCCCACAAUGCUGAUGUGAACGUUAUCUCCUGGAAUCGGCUUGCUAGCUGUAUGAUAGCUUCAGGAUGUGAUGAUGGCAGUUUCACAAUUCGUGAUCUUAGAUUAAUCAAGGCUGACUCAUUGGUAGCACAUUUUGAGUACCACAAGCACCCGAUUACAUCUGUGGAAUGGAGUCCACAUGAAGCAUCAACAUUGGCUGUAUCAUGUGCUGAUCAUCAACUCACAGUUUGGGAUCUUUCAUUGGAAAAAGAUGCAGAAGAGGAAGCUGAAUUCAGAGCUAAGAUGAAGGAGCAGGCAAAUGCUCCUGAAGAUUUGCCUCCACAACUUCUCUUUGUUCAUCAGGGCCAGAAAGAUUUGAAAGAAUUGCACUGGCACCCACAGAUACCUGGGAUGAUCCUGUCGACAGCAGCUGAUGGCUUCAACGUGCUGAUGCCUAGCAACAUAGAUACAACCAUAGCUGGGGCCGAGACACCUACUGUAGCGCUGCCUGGCUAAUCCAAGGUUUAUGAAAUCCAUGAACUGAAUAUGCAACUAGAGUGAUAUGGCAAGCAUCUGUUUUCAACAUUGUGUAUUCAAGAUAUUUUUAUCUCUUUUAUUGAAGCAACUAUCUCAGUUUUAUGUAAUAUUAUGGUCCUUAGUUUGAAGAUAAUCAGUAACUCUGGAUGAUACCCA
Messenger RNA from Lolium rigidum, 1707 nucleotides. Its product is annotated as protein HEAT STRESS TOLERANT DWD 1-like. Gene Ontology annotation, molecular function: protein binding. Lineage: Eukaryota; Viridiplantae; Streptophyta; Magnoliopsida; Poales; Poaceae. The record is from RefSeq and is a predicted model, not a curated record.